CUGAAGAGGCUGAGGGGCUGAGGAGCCUUAGGACGCCCAUUGGGAGAUUCCUGAAGCCGACUCAGAGCCAGAGAAUUUGCCUGCAAUUUGAGCAUCCUCCAAUUCUUCCCCACCUCAAUCCCUGUUGCUAUGGAAACCACCAAUGGAACCAAGGCCUGGUAUGAGAGCCUGCACGCUGUGCUGAAGGCUCUAAAUGCUACUCUUCACAGCAACUUGCUCUGCUGGCCAGACAACCUGACAGUGGAGAGGCAGACCAGCCUACCUGGUCGUGAUGACAACUCCUACAUGUAUAUUCUCUUUGUCAUGUUCCUAUUUGCUGUCACUGUGGGUAGCCUCAUCCUGGGAUACACCCGCUCCCGCAAAGUGGACAAGCGCAGCGACCCCUACCACGUGUACAUCAAGAACCGUGUGUCUAUGAUCUGAUGUUAGGGGGCCUGGGAUGGCUGACGAUCAAGACUUGAGGGUUGUCUUCUGGGGCCUCCAGCACUCAGCCAUGGGUCACAUCAGGUCUGUGACCCUCUCUAUAAGGUCAACAAGAAACAGUGCUAAGGGAUGUCAUCAUUGGGCUGGGAGGAGACGGGCAGGCCUGAGCCUUGUGGAUAAGGACUUUUUCCCAGCCAAAAUAGAUUUUAUAGAUAAUGGGAGCCCCAUGAACAAAUAUAUAGAAGUAGCAAAAGAUAAUAACCAAUGACUGAUCCAGUGGCUUGAGUCCAGUGGGUUGGGGGUUAGGGGCUGGAGGAAGGAGAAAAGGAAGUUAUAGCAGAAGGAAAUGAAACAGGAAGAUGCACUGAGGACGUUUUUUUUUUUUAUAUGUUAUCUUCAAUGACCAUGAGAAGCAGCGAUGAUUAUCCCAUACCACAGGAAAUCUGAGUAAUAUUACUUAUUUAUAUUUGUUCACAUUUUAUGUUUUUCAACCCACUUAACAUUUAUGAUUUUUACCCCACUGUAAGGGAAGCGGGGCAGGUACCAUUCUGUCCAUUUGGGUCAGCAUGGUGCCACUAGAACCCAGGAACUCUGGUCUCCUUGCCCAGUGCUUUUCAAAACUGUGCCACACAGGGGUGGAUCCAGGCCUGGACAAUAUACAAUUCUGGGAGCCCUCUUUAAGAAAAAGAAUUUUAAAAAUCUUACUUCUACAAAUAUUACAAACACAUAUUGUCAUAUUAAUACAUUGCUAGGGACCCUCCUAAGACUUUAAGAAGCCGUGCAAAUGCAGGGCCCUGAAUGAUAAGCCUGCUUAGCUCCAGGGUUCAUGUGCCUCUCCAGCCAGGUCACAGUUGUCACAGUGCCCUUCCCAGCCAUAUCUCCAGUCAUGGGGACUUCACUACCUCUAGCUCAGCCUGUUCCAUUUUGAUUGAGUUCUGUGAGAAAUUUUCUAAUACCAAGUUGAAAUCUGCUUCUUGAAGAUUAUUACCACACCUAGAAGAUUAUCAUAUGAAAAGAAGUAGAGUGUGCAACGCAGGCAUCUGGUUCAGUGAAAAGAGAAUCCGCCAUGAUUCUACCGCAAAUGAGUAUGAUACUGACGAGUCACUUCUCUCGGAUCCUUCCCUCUUCAGCACAGUGAAAUGGACUCUCUAAGACCCCGACCAGUCCUGACAUUCUAGGCUUCAUGUAUAUCAGGUUGAACCAUAUCAAACUGCUGUGUUUGUGGGUCAAAAACAGCUGAGUAUCAGUAGUUUCAUAUGGUUCAAUCUAAUACGUGCAAUGUGGCAGGUGAAUACUUUACAAACUACAAAUCCCAGGUUGGAACCUCUCACUGUUCUGUUUGAUUUCUGUUUAAGGAAUCUCCAUGGUGUCACCAGGAAACCCUAUUGAGACAUACAUAUUCAUGUAUAGCAAAAAUUCUAAAAGAAUAUUUCUAUAGCAGUUAUCUUUGAGGAGAAGGACUAUGGGUAAUGUUCCCUUUCUACUUUAAAAUGUUAUGUAAUAUUUGAUUUAUUUGCCCAUAAGUAUGUUACUUGUAUAAUAAGGGGUGUGUGUGGGGGGAGCUACUUCCACUUUGAAAAAAUAAAUGCCUAUGUGUUUCUUGAAUGGAGGAUCACAGAACACAUUUGCUCCCACGAGCAAUUAGUUAUGUUGAAUCCCUAAGCCCUGUGUGUGCUCCAGCCUUUCCUUAUGUCUUCUUGAGGGAGAAAGUAGAGACCUGCUUAAGAAGAUGUGAAGUAUGGGAUGACAACAGACUCACAAGUCUAUAGUUGGAUGGGCCUUUAGAGACCACUCAGCCCAAACUCCCAAAUAAAAUAUGGAUUGCAAUCAAGUGUAAGAAUGAAUGUCAGGGGAUGGAUGCUAGAAGAGUUUUGUUUGUUUGUUUUUUAAAGAUUUUUA
Messenger RNA from Hipposideros armiger (great roundleaf bat), 2322 nucleotides. It is a transcript of the gene KCNE3, whose product is annotated as potassium voltage-gated channel subfamily E regulatory subunit 3. The record is from RefSeq and is a predicted model, not a curated record. The coding region runs from base 130 to 423 and encodes 97 amino acids. Gene Ontology annotation, cellular component: membrane; voltage-gated potassium channel complex. Gene Ontology annotation, biological process: membrane repolarization during action potential; potassium ion export across plasma membrane; regulation of ventricular cardiac muscle cell membrane repolarization. Gene Ontology annotation, molecular function: voltage-gated potassium channel activity involved in ventricular cardiac muscle cell action potential repolarization; delayed rectifier potassium channel activity; transmembrane transporter binding. NCBI's taxonomy places the organism in Eukaryota, Metazoa, Chordata, Mammalia, Chiroptera, Hipposideridae. The transcript is spliced from 2 exons.